Molecule: messenger RNA, 1737 nt
Organism: Endocarpon pusillum Z07020
Lineage: Eukaryota; Fungi; Ascomycota; Eurotiomycetes; Verrucariales; Verrucariaceae
Exons: 2
Coding region: 1-1737 (578 amino acids)
Molecular function (GO): protein binding
Source: RefSeq, a predicted model, not a curated record
AUGUCAGCGACGUAUCCUUCGCGACACUCAUUUCAGAGCAGUCGAGUCUUUGAGGCCCUUAAAGACGACGUCGAUGAUUUGAUGCAGGAUGGUAUCUCAUCAACACAAAACCUCGAAGUCUUCCGCAGGAACUUUGACGCCUCAAUACAAUGUGGACUUCCCCUCGAUCAAGUCUCGGGCAGCUUCCUCAAAUGCUUCAACGAAGCGCGGCCUCCAGGCAUCACUCAGUCGGAGGCAAAUGGGCUGGCACAUCGAUCUCGCAAGUCAGGCCAAGUAGCCUCUGUACUGCCCAAGUACCCAACCCAGGAAGAGUGGUCCGAUAUCAGGCCAGUUUUCACAAAGUUGUACUUCACCGAGGACAAACCCCUGAAAGAAGUCAGGAGUAUACUUGAACAACACCAUGGUUUCGUAGCAACGGAGCGAAUGUACAAGGAACGGAUCAAGAUCUGGGCGCUCCACAAAAAUUUAACGAGAGUUGAGAAAGAGACGAUGAUUCGAAAGAUUGGACAAAGAAGACCAGUCAACCAAACUCUUCUUAAUAGGCGACCUCUCUUACAUCGACUUGAACGAUACUGCAAGGAAAACAGAAUUUCAGCGCCAUAUGAGCUGCACUCAGUUCUUAAACCCGCCUUCCAGCUCGCCCAGCCUAUUGCGUUGUACGGUAGCAUCAGAACCUGUGAGGUCAUCAUGCAAAAUAUCGAGAUCUACAUGGACUACUAUUUCACUAGUGGACCUGGAACUCACUAUUAUAAGAAAGUUGUGGCCACUGCAUACCAUGGGUCGGCUGAUAAAGCUUUGGUCUUUGUAGAGGACGAGGAAGCUUGGAAAGAUAUGUUGGAUCCAGUGGAAAUCGUUCAUAUCGUAAACGAUGCCUUUGACGCCUUCGAAAAUGGCUUUAUCGAGUUGGCAUUUAGAAAAAUGGAGGAAGGAUUAGCGCUUGUUGAAACCAUGUUUAAACAGCAACCCCCAAGUUUGCUAGGCUACCUCUUUUCAAUUUUGCUCAGGUGGAAACAUUUCAGGUCACACUUGACUGGAAAGAUGGUCAACUUCGUUCUUAAGAUGGCCUCAACCAUACUCGGAGAUGCGCACCCACUAAGCAUCAUUGCUAAUCAAUUAGUCACCCAAACAAAUGCAACUGAAAGUUGCUACAUCUGGCGCGCUUUGACUGAAGCGUUGAGUAGGGCAUUCGAGCCCCUGGAGAACUCCCGACAAAUUGAAGCGGUGCGCUGGUACUGCUUGUACGGAAUAAAAAGGCUAGGACCGAUAGGUGAAGCACAAGACUAUCUGGAAAGAACAGUCGGUGGGGAGACGGUACAGAAAGGUCCCAAAUACCUUCACGAAAAAGCACAUCUAUUAUUCAAGCAAGACAGAUAUUUGGAAGCAGAGACACUGUACAGAGAAUGCCUGGAGUCAUGGAAAGACGAGCAACAAGAUAUUUUGGCCUGGGGAACCGAUUCCAAAUCAUUAGAAUGGAAGUUUGAUAUACGCAACUGCCUGGGCUGUCUGGCGGCUAUGCUGGAUCAUACGGACAGGGUCAAUGAGGCGAAGGUCAUGUGGAGACGGUUUUUCGAAUUUGACUUCAAGGCGUUUGGCUCAGACGGUGUCAACACCGUGAUCACUGGAUCUUCUUUCAACGACUUCCUCGCAAAGCAUGGCUUCCUUGAGGAAAGAGAGAUGCUGAGAGCUGAGUGUCCAGAGCUUCUUCGUCGAAGAGAGAUCCCAAAGGAAUUCUGGUAA